This is a messenger RNA of Malurus melanocephalus (red-backed fairy wren), 770 nucleotides long. RefSeq names its product glucosaminyl (N-acetyl) transferase 2 (I blood group) (gene GCNT2). Gene Ontology annotation, molecular function: acetylglucosaminyltransferase activity. Gene Ontology annotation, biological process: transforming growth factor beta receptor signaling pathway. Lineage: Eukaryota; Metazoa; Chordata; Aves; Passeriformes; Maluridae. The record is from RefSeq and is a predicted model, not a curated record.
AGCACAGAGUGCGUCACACAGGACCACCACAUCACCUGUGCCCUCUCAGCCCAGGAGGGAGACUUCACCCUCAUGUCAUGACACUGCACAAAGAGUUUGAGACCUUUGAGCUUUUCUUCAGGGAGCCAUUCAUGCCCCAAAAUGUCUACAGCAGUAUCUCCCACCCAUGGAUUGACCUCCACUGCAUGAGAGACCUGCUGGACUUUGGCCAUGCUCUGAUGCUAUCUACUCAACACGUCUCCUUGAAGAGCAACUGGGGGAUYAUCCAGCUGCUGAUGUCCUGGGCGGGGAAGAACAUCACACCCAGGAUACUGCCACCUCCCCAUGUCACCACUUGCAUCCAAUUUGUGCACAGGGACCAGUUUUACUCUUCCUUUUUUUCGUGUUGUGGACAUUGGUGUGCAAGAUACCCCUGGCUGCACAACCUGACCAUCACUUUUGACUCUGGAUACAAGGCCAGCACCGGGCCCUUUGUGGAGUUUGUGCUGCAGGACCAGCAUGUUCUUGGACACCAGCAUGGCCCAAGGACACCAACAGCCCUGAGGUGCACUUUUGGGUGUCCCUUGCUCAGCAGGCUGCCAGGGCAAGGCUGGCUUCUGAGAGAAGACACCAGGACCUACCCUCACGUYGGGCAGACUCACAUGGCUCCAAGACAGACCCGCUGCUGGCCCAGGCUGAGCYCAUCRCACCGGUGRCACCUCUGGAAUAAGGUAUUUAAGAAGCGGAAAGAACUUAAUGCACAACAGCAAGAGCAGCUGKAAAAGGAGUGA